UAUAAGCAUAACAUUUCUAUUUUCUUCCACGAAUAUUGUGGAAGAAUUAAAACAUUUUAAUUAGAUUUGAAUAUCCAAAUUGUGAGUGAGAUUAAUUUAAACAACAAUGGUGUUGACCGCCGACAUCCAUCUACCAGAAGAGUCCGAAUUGACCGUGGAAGAAAUCAAUUUGUCCACUGCUACUUUACGAGCUGGCUCCUUUCAUCUAGGAAAAUAUUGCGAGCAAGCUAAUAAUGAGUUCAUGUUGUGUCGUUUCGAGGAAAACGAUCCUCGCAAGUGUAUCAACGAGGGUAAGGCCGUCACAGCCUGCUCAUUGGAGUUCUUCAGGAAGGUGAAGAAAGCUUGUCUCGCUGAAUUCAACCAAUAUACUAAUUGCAUUGAUAAAAGUUCUGGAGACUAUGGUCUGCAACACUGUCGUAAAACUCAAGGCAUGUUUGAUAAGUGCAUGUUGGAGAAUUUGAAUCUUGAACGUCCGCCCUUCGGUUACUUCUGUGAGGCUCGGGUUCACGAAACUAAGAGACCAAAACCACCUGUCGAAGAGAAGGCCGUAUACCCAGAUGCUACACCAGGCCUGCCGGAGAACGCUGAGAAGAAUCCAGCCAGAUUCGGCUCAAGAUUCUACUGGAUGACGGAAUAAACCACACAGUUAUACCUAAACCAACCAGUUAAAAACUUAACUGUAAUCAAUACAAUAAGACAAAGUGUAAAGAAGUUUUUAUUUCAUCAAUGUUCUAUAGUUAUUUAAUGAUUUGUAGAUUAAAGUGUUGCCAUUA
Messenger RNA from Danaus plexippus (monarch butterfly), 773 nucleotides. RefSeq names its product NADH dehydrogenase [ubiquinone] 1 alpha subcomplex subunit 8 (gene ND-19). The record is from RefSeq and is a predicted model, not a curated record. Gene Ontology annotation, biological process: mitochondrial electron transport, NADH to ubiquinone. The transcript has 4 exons. Lineage: Eukaryota; Metazoa; Arthropoda; Insecta; Lepidoptera; Nymphalidae. Bases 107 to 637 code for a protein of 176 amino acids.